Bemisia tabaci is the source of this 1699-nucleotide messenger RNA. Lineage: Eukaryota; Metazoa; Arthropoda; Insecta; Hemiptera; Aleyrodidae. The record is from RefSeq and is a predicted model, not a curated record.
AUGGCAGAAGAAAUUAGAAACAUGGAAAAGCGGAUAGAAGAAAUAAAAAUCAGAAAACAACAACUAGCCAAAAAGAAGGAAGAAGAAAAGAAAAAAGCGGAAGAACUAAGGAGGAAGGAAGAAGAGAAGAAGAAAGAAGAGCUAGCCAAACUAGAGAAGGAGAAGCAAGAAGAACAAAGGAGAAGGGAAGAAGAACAAAGAACAAGGAAAAGAAUGGAAAAGAGAGAGAGAGAGAGAGAUCAAAAAGAUGCUAAGAAGACAAGAAGAAGAUAAUGAAAGGCUACAAAAUGGCAUACGUAGCAGAAUUUCAUCACCUUCCUCAGAAAGUAGUCUGGAGUCGGAACUAGAAUAUACACAAAGCGACUCGGACGAGACCGGAACAGAAAGGAGCUUCCACAUGGAAUUCAAAGAAGUGGAAGACAGAGAAUGCGAGUCCCCCGGGGAGGACACAAGAAAACAGAAAGAAGAAGAGCAGAUGGAAGCACAAGAGGAACUUAAACGAAAAAGAACAAGGGAUCAAGAAGCGGAAGAAGAAGCAAAAAGGAUCAAAGAAAACAAAGACGACGAAGACAUUGUAUAUGUGGACCCAAUCGAUGACCCACUCGAUAUUACAAACCAAUUGAGACGCACGUCAACGACGUCCCUCCAAGAUUUCUUCACACCGCAGAUUAGGGAAGAAGUAAACGAUGUAGAGUUCGACGUCGCGGCAGCAGAGUGGGCGAGAGUUCAGAGCCUGCAAGAAGAGCUACAACGAUAGUACUCCGACAGUAAGCAGGGAAAAAGAGCUUUCCAGAAAACCAAGAAAACAGACGAGUUUUACGCCGGAGUCACAAAGAGAUUGAUAGCAAAAAUAAGGAAGUUAGAGCAAGUACUGGAGGUGCCCAGGAGCAACCAAGCCAACGCUCAGGCCAGCCAAAGCCAAUACGAAAUACAAAUAAUCCUGGCAGAAGAGAACUAGAGAAGAGAGGCUGAUAUGCAAAAGAUACUCAACGCCAUAACAGAGCAGAAAGAAACUGAGAACAAAAAUAGAAAAUACCUCCAAACGCAACAGGUACAAAUGAGACUACAAUUGGAGAAAAUGGAGAAUGAGAUGAAGGAGAUAAAAGAAGCAUACAAGAAGAAAGAGGUAACAAAGGAAGCGAUAGAGAAGGUAGUACUGGAAGCAAUCGGUUAGGUCAUGGCCGAGAAAGGAGAGAACAUCAUUAAGCAGAAACCUAUCGAAGACGCGAUCAAGAAAGGGCUAAGCAGCGUGCAGGAGGCGGUGAUCACCCACUGCAAGAGGUUGGAAGGCCCAUGGGAAACGGUGGAAAAGAAAAGGCAGAGAAAAGGACCGAAGACGACGCAUGAGAAGUUCGAAGAACAAAUCAAAGCCCCAUCCCCCGACACAAUACGGAUGGUUGUCAAAAGCAAGAAAGCUACAAGAGGAGAAAAAAUAGUAAAGGAAAUCCAAGAAACAGCUGAGCCGAUUAGAGGGAAUCUGAAGGUAAAGAAGAUGGUGCCAAUCAAAGACGGAGCUUACAUGGAAUUCAAGGCGGAAGGACUGGAUCAAGUUAAACUAAUAGAAGAGCUAGAAAAGAAAGGGCUGGAAGUAAGAGAACCGCUUCCCAGUAACACUUUAAUAAGAAUCGGGAGAGUAGACACGCAAACAACUGCAGAAGAAAUGUACAACGACCUGAUGAACAGAUGCCUCAAAGCAAAA